GACAGAGAGACAGAGCGUUCGCAAACUCGUGUUCAUUCUCCAUCAUCGGGCUGCGCUGAACAGAGCUGCUUCAAUCCACAGCUGGAAUAUAGCCUCCUUAUAUCUGCUGAUAUUUAAUCUCAUCUAUAGCAUUCAUCAGGUCUGUCAUCACGUUUCAGGAUAAAGCGCAGGAGCGAUGGACGUGCUGACGUUCUGAGUGACAGGUUUGUUGUGUAGCGCAGGCGCCCCCUGUUGAAGGCUGAGUGGCAUGAGCGCGUGCGGGAGGAAGGCUCUGACCCUGCUCAGCAGUGUGUUUGCAGUAUGCAGUCUGGGGCUGCUGGGGAUUGCCGUCAGCACUGACUACUGGCUGUACCUGGAGGAGGGCAUCAUACUGCCGCUGAACCAGACCACUGACAUACGCAUGUCAAUACACUCCGGUCUCUGGAGGGUCUGCUUCCUCGCAGGUGAGGAGAGGGGCCGUUGUUUCACGAUUGAGUAUGUGAUGCCCAUGAGUGUUCAGCUGACCAGUGAAUCCACCAUCAGUGUAUUGAAGAUGAUCCGCUCUGCCACACCGUUCCCACUGGUCAGUUUGUUCUUCAUGUUCAUUGGUUUUGUGCUGAACAAUAUCGGACACAUUCGGCCUCACCGCACCAUCCUGGCCUUCGUCUCUGGAAUCUUCUUCAUCCUGUCAGGUCUGUCUCUGGUGGUGGGUUUGGUUCUCUACAUCUCCAGUAUCAAUGAUGAGAUGUUGAACAGGACUAAGAGUAAUGAGACGUAUUUCAGCUAUAAGUACGGCUGGUCAUUUGCGUUUGCUGCCAUCUCCUUCCUGCUUACUGAGAGUGCAGGUGUGAUGUCUGUGUACCUGUUCAUGAAGCGUUACACAGCAGAGGAGAUGUAUCAGCCGCACCCCAGCUUCUACCGGCCGCGCCUCAGCAACUGCUCGGAUUACUCAGGUCAGUUCCUGCAUCCCGAAGCCUGGACGCGCGGACGCAGCCCCUCAGACAUAUCCAGUGACGCCUCGCUGCCGAUGAACGCCAGCUACCCCGCGCUGCUCAAGUGCCCCGAAUACGACCAGGUGUCCUCAUCGCCAUGCUGAACAACAGGACGGGUGUACAGAUAGAAGGAUGGACAGAAGAAUAUGCAGUGGAUGGAUGGAUGGAUGGAUGGACAGUAGUAUGUGUAUAGUGAAUGUUUGGGUUGUGCAAUAGUUAAGUUUUACAUAUAUAUAUAUAUAUAUAUAUAUAUACAUGCUGUGCUUUGCCUUAUAAAAGGGAAACAACUGAUAGAAUGUAUGAUCAUACUUUUCUUAUUCUGUUCGUCCAUUUGUUCCAGCAGGUGGCAGUAUAGUAUUCCUCUCUGGAGCAUGCACCGUGGCUCACACACUGGUGAGCUGUAUAUUAACAGUGUGCAUUAUGUUUAAAAUACAUUCUCAAUUGGCUGUAGAUUUAAGUAAACAUUUAUGGUGCUUAUCAAUAUGAAUUUGAGAGAUUUGUUGCUGAUACAAGAAACAAUGAUUCGUAAAUGUAGCCAUAGAAAACUAUUGUUGAACGUUAGUCCGAAAUGAAUUUGUAAUGUAUAUUUUACAAUUCAGUACCUCAUAUUAUAUGCCAUAUAUAAAGGUAUUCUAAUAGAAAUCAAAAUGAUGUUGUUUUGAUGAAAUUAUUGCGAAAUAGGUGUAGAGAGUGUCUUGAUACCUAUAGGACAAAAUUACAUUCAAAAAAAUGAAAAUGAUGGAUAAAAUACAAACAUCAAAACCAGUAUGUAUUAUUGCAGAUCAGUAAUAACUGAAACAUAUCAAAGUAGAAUACUGACAUUACAUGUGUGAUCAUACUGUAUAUCCAACUGUACAUUGUAGCCCUUCAUAGCUCUCAACAUAAUAUGUGUUUCCUUUCUGGUGUCAAUAUAUAAUUGACUGAAAUAAUCUUUAUAAACUGACAUGACUUUUUGUUUCUUAAUAUUUGUUUAGUUUACAGUAUAUAUACAUUUAUCAUGGUGUUUGGAAACCAUUUAUGCACAAUUCUAAGUACAAUGUAGAACACAAGUCAUUUCUAUUAUUUGUGUGUGCAUGCAUCUGUAAUGUUGCUUUUGUAAAUGCUUUCCAUAGCUGUUAUACUUUCUCGAUUGAUAUUUUGUAAGUGUCAUUUGUACAUGUACGGAUAUAUUUAGCAGCUCUUAAAAGCCAUUUUAGUAAUGGGAGGUAUUAUUAUGUAGUUUAAAUUUAACAAAAUCAAAGUGAUAAAAUCUCUGUUACCAGGUAUGGUGUCAUAUUAAAGUACGAUCAGUAGGGUCACAUCUUUGUAAACUCUGUGAUGUGUGGGGGAAAAUCACUCAUGAACAUUUGAGAUUUAUGUAUGCUUUAUGUAUCCAUAUUUCAUAUACAAUAUGACGAAUAGCUUAUACAGACAUAUACAAAUUAAUCUGGAGCCCUAAAGGGCAUUGAAGAUAGUAUUCCAGCCCUGGACAGGGCUUUUAUUUUACAACACAUAUAAAUUGCUACUGGAUUUAGAAAAAAAAAAAAAAAAAAAGCAUUUCCAGAAUUACAUGGUAAUUUUCCCUGACAUAAGUACAUUAGCUUUUAAGGCCUCUCAGCAAAAGAGCCCUACCAUUAAAGAUGAUGUAUAAUUACCAGUAGAUUUAUAUGCUAUAGAUUGUACUUACACAAAAAAUAAGACAGAUGUUUACAGUAUUUACACAUAACUUAGACCUAUAUCAAUUAAGAGUAGAAUAAAAUCAUUUCACAAAGAAAAUAAAUACAAAAAGAUAUUUAACUAUAUUUUGUAAAGGGAACACAAAAGCAAGCAAUUCAUUCAUGUCACAUCAAAACAUCAUCCGUAACAGUAGAUAGUGUCUUUUAUACUCAAAAUCAGAACGGAAAGGUUAAUGUACAUGAGAAAUUGAAACUAUAUACUGUAUGUCAUUUGUUUGUCAUUUCUCAUGAAAUCAGUCCAGCUGACUCCAGACUGCCACCUAGUAUUAGCAUUAGAUUCAUUUACAUUUAUUCAAGCUUACUGUGUGAUCACAUGCACACAGGUGUCAUGGCGGGUUACCGUUUCAGAGCCCUGUAUAAUCACACUGCCAGGCCGCUGGUCAGUGAUUGUAAAUAGAUCACGUCUCAUUCGGAAUAGAUAGCUUUUCUAUCUGACAUCUGAAGUGAUGCACUGUCUACACCAGACGCGAGCGUCGCGUCGCAUCCAAAGCCAAUGGCUCCCACUAAUAUGCAUGCUGUCUACACCGGAAGCGUUCAUCGUUGACGAGCUGCAGAGCUACUUCUGCCAAUUUAUUAUCCCUUCCAUGUGAAUCUAUUUGCCUUGAGUUUUAUUCAUUACAUAUUUAAAUAUCUUCGGUUACUUACGAUUAUAUACAUACAUAAGAGUUUGUGUUUUAAAAUGGUAGAGAGCUGUUUCUCCUGGUUUCUGUUUAGUUAGUUAAAUAAUAGUUGGGUUGCCUUUACUGGUAAAUGUACCACAUGUGCUGUUCACACAUGGACAUUUAUAGGUACUUAUGAUAGAACUUCUCAUUAAGGAAAAUUGCCAGAACAAAUUUACCAGUAUUUUCAAAAAGGUUGUGUUCACACAUGACCUCAAACAUGAAAAUUACAGUACAUUUUCUGGGAAAGGCUGUAUGUGUGAAAAGGGCUUAUGUGCGCUGCAUUAGCAAUCACAUUUUCUUUACAGUGUACAGUAAAAAUUACAGUAAAGUUGCUGAUUGUACUAAUUUAAUCAACUUUGGUUUCUAUCCACAUGUAUAUGCUGUAGGGGUGUGCAGCGAAGCCAUUAUCUGUAUCUGUACCUGUUGCAAUGGCAAAAAUGAUCUGGAUCUGUAAUUGGAUAUAACCGGAUGUGGGCGGGGCUUGAACCGUACGUGCGUUCAAACUAAAUAAAAAGCCCAUUUUUAUAUUUUUAUUUAUUGUUUCCAUAAAGUAAUUAUGCCUUGUAUAAUUCAUACAGUUAUUUAUUUUAUUAUUAUUAUUAUUAUUAUUAUUAUUAUUAUUAUUACUAUUAUUAUUAUGCAUACUACUUUCUUUUUUUGUUGUUGUUGUUUUUGCGUGCAGAACAGCGCAUCGUUCACCCUGAAGUGCACAUAGACCAUGUAGGCUAUUAAUUUCAUUUUAUCAGCCUUUUGCGGUUUAAUAAUCACAUGACGGUAUCAUGAUUUUGAUACAUUGUGCAGCCCAGUUAUACCAUUGGUGAUAACAUUUCUGCUGAAAAUAAAGAUACAGAUUAUUCACCAUUUAACCGUUGCUGAAGUCUACUCAAGCUUUCUGCAUGUCAUUUAGAAAGUUUAUUUCCACGCUUCCAGUGUAAAAAGCCUCAAGCCGUCGCGUUAAUGGAUGUGUCCAGUGUAGACAGGGUGUCAGAGUUCUUAAAGGAAUAGUACAGCCAAAAAUGACAAUUCUGUAAUUAUGUACGCACCCUCAUCAGAAUCUUUUCACAGCUUUUUUACAUAUAAUGAUAGUUCAUAUGGACCAGGACUGUCAAGCUCCAAAAAGCAAAAAAAAAAAAAAAAGUAUCACAGAAGUAUUCCAUAUGACUCAUGCACUAUAUUCCAAGUCUUUAUUCCUUAAGUCAUAUGACGUCAAUGUUAAGUUAUUAUUCACGAAUAAUAUUGCCCUUCCCCAAAGUUCACGUUUAGCCCAUGUUCAUAAAUUUAAAAGUGGCUUUUUGUGUGUGUGUGUGGCAAAAGGUGCGUAACAAUUCUUGAAAAAUGUAUACUUUUGUGUUAGGGUUUGUAAAUAAUGACAAAAAUUUCAUUUUUGGUGAACUAUUCCUCUAGGCCAGAAACAUACUUUACGUAAGUACAUGUAUGCAGAUGCGAACACAUUGACAACGCAUGGUCUGGUUGAACAUGCUUACAUGUAUAGUCAAAUGCUCUAGCUUUACCAUUUGACCAUGCAAACAUACACAGCCGAUUGACACAUGCGCACUACGACUGCUAUAAGAUAUUGGACCAUUUCUCUUCAGGAGUUUUGACCCAUAAAAAUGUCUUUAUGGUCUUUCAAUCUGAAUUUAUACAAAUGCAGGUAUCUCCUAACCUCCUCACUCAUGUGCUCUUGAUGUGCACAUCCACUGUUGUUGUUUCCACCUUCGUCUUCUGUUGUUCACCAGUGUUUAUUGCAAUAGCCAAACAGGGAGUUUUGCCACCUUGUGGACCCGCUAAUAAUACAUUGUAUGUGUGUACAGAGCUCGUGCAACCUGCUGAUGAUGAAAUUGACAUCACUUGCCCGGUCCACAUAUGCUAGCAUAUGUAAAAGGUAGGUUGCUAUAAAUGUAUUGACUAACUUAACUUACUAGCUCAGCAAUAUUCUCUACAAACUGUUGCUGACAGUAGUUGGCUUAAAAGAGAAAACCCACCAUAAAAGCGGACAGUUCACACUAAUGUCCACUACAGCGCCCCUUGUGGCAACACUAAUGAAUGCAACAAGUACUUGCGUUGUGUUAUGAAUUGCAGUCUGACACAUUCUGGAGCGCAACUAUGCACAAAAUCAAGCUUGCGUAGCUAAAAGUUUCUGCAUUCACAUUCUUGCGUAGAGUAUGUUUUGGCCUUUAAACAACUUCCUUUGGACUCUCAAGUGAGCCGCCCUGGUAUACAAACCGACAUCCAUGCAAAUUCAAACAGAUCAUGACAGCUGUUUUUAUAUGAAUAGAAACACAAGAAAGGAACUAUAAACAUUGAAUUCAUUAGAAUGCUCCUUUAAAACGUCAGAAACACUCACACAAAGGCUGUCCCAGAAGGCAGUGUGUUUG
Molecule: messenger RNA, 5723 nt
Organism: Myxocyprinus asiaticus (Chinese sucker)
Lineage: Eukaryota; Metazoa; Chordata; Actinopteri; Cypriniformes; Catostomidae
Gene: cacng5b
Product: calcium channel, voltage-dependent, gamma subunit 5b
Exons: 7
Coding region: 248-1075 (275 amino acids)
Biological process (GO): calcium ion transport; transmission of nerve impulse; regulation of AMPA receptor activity
Cellular component (GO): postsynaptic density membrane; AMPA glutamate receptor complex
Molecular function (GO): voltage-gated calcium channel activity; channel regulator activity
Source: RefSeq, a predicted model, not a curated record